This is a messenger RNA of Drosophila elegans, 1956 nucleotides long. RefSeq names its product glutamate [NMDA] receptor subunit 1 (gene Ir84a). The transcript is spliced from 5 exons. The record is from RefSeq and is a predicted model, not a curated record. The coding region runs from base 1 to 1956 and encodes 651 amino acids. Lineage: Eukaryota; Metazoa; Arthropoda; Insecta; Diptera; Drosophilidae.
AUGAUUAAGUUGCAAGUGAAAGUUAUUUCUUGGUCUUUUAUAAUUUUAACAGCAUUUUUACGCGUGCCGCAAAUUGAAAGCAUAAAUACCAAUUUCCUAGAGCUCGCAGCCUUCGAGGACUUUUUGCGUUCGGAACACUUGAGCCAGGUCCUGGUGGUUCGCGGCACUGAUGCUGAUGCUGAUGCUGAUGGCGGUGGCGGUGGCGACUGGCACACUGAAUGCCACCAGAAAUUGUUGGCCAACUAUCGUGUGCAAUUUUACCGGCCAGGAAUGUCGGCGAAUUUCGAGGAUCUCAGCUUCCGCGAGUCUCCGCGCCUGGCGGUCCUGGUGCUGAGUUUCGAGCACAUCCUUGUGAGGCGUCGUGUGCUCGAGGUGGCCUCCGAGGCCGGGUACUUUAACAACUCGCUGGCAUGGUUUAUUCUCGGCUCUGGAUGUGAAUCCCUGGCUGACGAGCAGCUGAUUGAGCAGCUCUUGAGUGGCUACAGCAUGGGCAUUGAUGCCGAUAUCACAGUAGCCUUGAGGCGACCAGAUAACACAUCCUGGAAUCUCUAUGAUGUAUACCGAAUCAAUCAGCAAGUUCCAACACCUCUGAUAAUUGAAAAAAAAGGAAAGUGGUCUGCCUCUGGAGGAUACCAAGUCAUGGAGAACUUUAAAAACACCUUGGUAAUUCGGCGGCGCAACUUCCGCAAUAUCACUCUGUUGGGCAGUACAGUGUUGACAGAUAAGCCUCCUGGAUUCGAUAGCAUGGAGUACCUGGCGGACGAUAAGCAGCUCCUGCAACUGGAUGCCAUGCAACGGAAGACCUAUCAGUUGUUUCAACUCGUUGAGCGCAUGUUCAAUCUCAGGCUGGACAUCGUUUUUACGGAUAAGUGGGGCGAGUUGCUGGAGAAUGGCAGCUGGUCGGGAGUGAUGGGUCAAGUGACGAGUCGCGCGGCGGACCUUGCCGUGUGCCCCAUUCGCUUUCUGCUGGACAGACAUCCCUACGUCCAGUACUCGCCGGCCCUGCACAUCGCCUACAUUCACUUUAUCUUUCGGCAUCCACGUCACAGCCACAUCAGUAACAUAUUCUUCGAGCCACUGAGCAACCAGGUGUGGUGGUGUGUCCUGGUUCUGGUCACUGGCAGCACCCUACUGCUUCUGAUGCAUGUGAGGCAGGAACGGGUGCUGUCCCAUGUCGAGAGUCGUUUGUCCUUCGUUUGGUUCACCAUACUGGAAGCCUAUCUGCAGCAGGGCCCUGCCCCCGAAACCUUCCGGCUGUUCUCCACUCGACUGCUGAUCAGCCUUAGUGGCAUAUUCAGUUUUAUUCUGAUGCAGUUCUACGGCGCAUUUAUAGUGGGCUCCCUGCUCACCCAGAGUUUGAGGAGUAUUGUGAGCCUGCAGGCACUGUAUGAUAGCAACCUGGCGAUCGGGAUGGAAAACAUACCAUACAACUAUCACAUCUUCAACUCCAGUAUCCCGCUGGUGAGGGAAGUGUAUGCGAAGAAAAUCUGCAGAGCUGGCGAGCACAAUAUCCUGACCUUGCAGCAGGGAGCCGAAAGGAUCAUCCAAGGACGCUUCGCGUUCCACGCGGAUCUCGAAAGAAUGUACAGGUUGCUCUUGGACCUUCGGAUGGAUGAGGUCGAGUUCUGUGAGCUCCAGGAGAUACAGUUCGACUCGCGGUACGACGCGGCAUCCAUAAUGCCCAGGGGCUCUCCGUGGAGAGAGCACCUGGCCCACGCCCUGCUCCACCUUCGAGCCAGUGGCCUGAAGCAGUACAACGACAGGAAGUGGAUGGUCACUCGGCCCGACUGCAGCCUGGUGAGGGCCUCGCAGACAGAAGUGGACCUGGAGCACUUUGCUCCGGCGCUCUUUGCCCUGGCACUCGCCAUGAUGGCCAGUGCAGUGGUCUUUCUGCUGGAACUCUUUAUGCACUGGCUACCGGACUUUCGCUGGAGGCUGGGGGCCAUGUCCACUUAA